Messenger RNA from Vigna angularis (adzuki bean), 1395 nucleotides. Its product is annotated as GDSL esterase/lipase At1g28600-like. Gene Ontology annotation, molecular function: hydrolase activity, acting on ester bonds. Lineage: Eukaryota; Viridiplantae; Streptophyta; Magnoliopsida; Fabales; Fabaceae. The record is from RefSeq and is a predicted model, not a curated record. The transcript is spliced from 5 exons. The coding region runs from base 75 to 1241 and encodes 388 amino acids.
UACACACAUGGCAAUUAGAUGUGAUAUUAUUAUUGGAAAGUGAAGAGCAGAUCACGCGAUGAUCAGGCGUCAGCAUGGCUUGGUCCGUUAAAAUUUGGUCUCUCCGACGUGUGGUGCUGCUGCUACCACUGCUACUGUUUCUUCCUAUAAAUGUCACUGCUUGCUACUCCUCACUCUUCAGCUUCGGAGAUUCCCUCACUGAUACCGGUAACUUGAAUUUCAUUUCCCCUCCCCAGAGUCCCAAUUGCUUGCUCCCUCCUUACGGACAAACCCACUUUCAUCGCCCCACUGGACGAUGUUCCGAUGGACGCCUUAUCCUCGAUUUCAUCGCUCACUCUCUGGGGCUCCCGUAUUUGGAACCGUAUCUGGGUUACAAGAAUGGAGCGCUUAAACGGGGAAAUACUGAGCAGGGAAUGAACUUUGCGGUGGCCGGGGCCUCGGCCUUGGACGGGAGUUUCUUUGAAGAAAAGGGGUUCGCUGUUGAUGCCACCGCAAACUUUUCUCUGAGGGUUCAGUUAGACUGGUUCAAGGAAUUGCUGCCUUCGCUCUGCGGUUCUUCUUACAGUGAAGGCUGCAAAAAAGUUAUUGGCAACUCCUUAUUUAUUGUGGGAGAGAUUGGAGGCAAUGAUUAUGGCUAUCCUUUGUCUGAAACAACCGCAUUUGGAGAUCUUGUGCCUUACAUACCCCAAGUAGUAUCUGUGAUCACCUCAGUGAUCAGGGAGUUGAUUGAUUUAGGGGCUGUAACACUUAUGGUUCCUGGAAUGUUACCACUUGGAUGCAAUUCUGCAUAUUUAACAAGAUUUGCGACCACAGAUGAAGAGGAGUAUGACCAAGUUGGCUGUCUGAAGUGGUUAAACACGUUUCAUGAAUACCACAAUGAGCUGCUCCAGAUUGAACUAAAUCAGCUUCGAGGGCUAUAUCCUCACACCAAUAUUAUUUAUGCAGAUUAUUUCAACGCUGCAUUGCAGCUCUACAAAUCUCCAGAACAAUUUGGGUUUGGUGGAAAUGUUCUGAAAGUUUGUUGUGGAGUUGAUGGCCCUUACAAUUACAAUGAGAUUACCAAGUGUGGGGACGGAGGGGUGGUUGCUUGUGAUGAUCCAUCACAGUAUGUUAGCUGGGAUGGCUAUCAUAUGACCGAGGCUGCAUAUAGAUGGAUUGCCAUAGGUUUAGUAGAUGGAUCCUACACCAUUCCUAAAUUUAAUGUCUCUUGUUUCACACAUCAAACCAUCAUAGAUAUUUAAUAAUUAUCUAUGAAAAACUUGGAUCUCUUUAUGGAAGAGAACGUGGUAGUACCACUCAGUCCUACUUGCAAUAAUAAUGACCCUUCACUUGGCACCUCCACAAUGUCAAAAUUCAUGUAUAAUGCAUGCUUUUCUAUAAAUAUUAAUUAAUGCU